UUUGUUCCAGAGCCCAAGCAAAACGAUGACAAUGCAUGCUGGGAUACCAACAACCAUCGGACUAGUUACAAUCAGGAUUGUGCUGAGUGUUGGCAUUUAUGCAAGACGUUCAUUACGAGCCCUUCAUUCAUGGGCCCUGCUUGUAACAGCAACAGACUCUGUGGCGAAGCCUGCCACACAGCGUGCAACUUCAUAGCAGACAAACCCAAAGCCCUGCCAAUGGAAGGAGAGUGGAGAUUUCCAGAUGAAGUGAAAUCCGACACGGAUGCCCGGGAGAUGAAUAUACAAUGGAAGGCGCCAGUACUGGACACGUCAAAUCCCAAAAGUGCAUUGACUUCCGUCUCCAAACUGGGGCCAAUCGUCUACGUCCUGUUUUCCAGAAACAGCAAUAAGCCACAGGAUGGAUGGGCUGUGGUACAGUUGAUGGUCUCGACGUCGAUAAGGAUCGACAUUGAUUCAAUCCCGCUGUCUCCGGAGUUCUUGCUUCUUGCGGUGUCCGAGCAUGGUCUUAUAGCACAGUUUGAAUUCAAGACGGAGUCGCUGAUAUUGGGAGAUAUCGACGACCCAUCCGGCCCAGAACUGGAAGAUCUACGGGAAGCAGAGGAGUCCGGUUGGUACGUGCAAGCCCUCAAGGACAUGAGUGCCAACAUCAGUUUGACAAAGAUAAAAGUUCGCGAAGAAGGAGGUUCCCACUGGGCACAAACGGCGGAAAUCGAAAUCCGUGGACCUGAUUGGCUGGGUCAGAAUACGGAGCAUUUCUUCUCGUUGAGGUGGUUUUUGAUCGACUGCAGAAAUGCUUAUGAUUUUGUACCACACUGCUCGCUACCUAGAGACGACUAUGGAGCAACGGUGCCCACGAAAGGAACUGACGAGGUUACUUACGACAUCAAGAAUCUCCGAUUCAACAGCAUCUACCUGCUAGUCAUAUACCUGGCAGAAGACUACAGGAUCAAGGCCGAACUAGUCUUCAAAACGGAACCAUGUGAAAAGCCGGACUCCCUACAGCUGACCCGUUGUCUGGACAACAUCAGGGAGGAGGAGCUACCGUUGAUCCCCAUAGUCCACGGGAAGGACCUGCUCCCAGAGCCCCCGGUUUUACAGCUCGCUCUGAACGUCUCCUGGAUGUCGCUACAGCCGCACUCUGACCUGGUUCUGGUGAACAUCACCUGGUCGCCGGUGCUGAACGAGUCGACUGACAGCUACAACGUGACCACCUACAAGGAAGACAGGAACCUGCUGGUGUCCCGCCAGGUCACCACCAGCUGUUACAUGGUGCUGCACCUUCAGCAGAACACACAGUACAAGAUCAAGGUUGAGGCGGUUACAAAGUUACAGCAACAUGAGGGGUCGGCGUCACAGCUUUUUGAUGAGAUAUUGGUGAAUACUUCUGACGUCAACUUGGCUGUAUACCAGGGACCACAGGCCUUUAGGUUCAGGAAUAAUGAUGAGAUGGACCAAGUUGAUGGCAUUAUCAUCGGGGUGACCUGUUUUAUCAUCGUAUUUGUUCUCGGCGUUCUGGCUGCCGUUCUGUACAAGAAACGAGAAAGCUUCAAAGAUAUCAUCGUCACCAAGGCAACAGUUGCCAAGAGCAACAGUUAUAAGUCUAACGUGGGAGGCAAAUCUGACUACUCUAAUCAACUAAUCGUCUUCUCUGAUGAGUGGGAGCUGGACCCAAAGAAACUAACAUUCAGCACACUUCUGGGUCAAGGCGCCUUUGGGAAAGUGGUCACUGGAUACUACGAUGACCAGAAAGUGGCUAUUAAGUUGGUCAGAGAGGGUGCCCCGAUGUCGUACAAGGAAGAUCUGGUCGCUGAAAUCAACUUGAUGAAGCGUCUUGGAAGCCAUCCCAACAUAGUCUGUCUCAUUGGAGCCUGCACCAUGUCGGAACCCAUCGCUUUAGUCAUGGAGUAUGUGCCGUAUGGAAAUUUGCAGAACUUCCUCAA
Molecule: messenger RNA, 1943 nt
Organism: Candidula unifasciata
Lineage: Eukaryota; Metazoa; Mollusca; Gastropoda; Stylommatophora; Geomitridae
Source: the annotation of a GenBank genome assembly